UGGUCCAGGCUGGAUUAUUUACAGACCGCCGUCAUAUAGCAUGACUAUUGCUGCGUGCGGCGUUAAACAACAAACAAACACACAUUUCAUCAUCUGAACAAUAGGUUUCCCUCAGUGUAGAUAACCUGCAGGGUUCACAAUUCAUACGUUUUUCUUCAUUUUCACUCUUGAAAUGUAAAUGAGUAAUUUAUAUAUUAACCCACUUACAACUUGGAAUAGCGGAUUAUCCUUCUCCCGUAAAUGACUGCUGUAAGACCUUCGACAUAGACUCGUGCUUAACACCAUUUAUUCAAUCAGGACAUACAAUUCCUAUGACUAAUGUGCUAUUUUAGGUUGACUUGAGUACACAAAACAUGUUAACAUAUGGAUAUCAUGCAAACUUCUUUGGAACAUAUUUGAUGAUACUCAUUUUCUGCAAGAUUAGUGAGUGAGUCGGGUUUAACACCGUUUUAAAUAUUAUUCCAGUUAUAUCACGGCGUGUCAGUUUCAAUGGGAGGAAAGACCGAGGUGAUGCAGGUCACAGAGGUUUACCACUUCGGUGAAACCCACGAGCACGGGUAUGGUGCUGACAAACCUAGAAAAUAUAUCGAGGCGAACCGCUAUUCGAGCCCACAAUCAUAGGUCUUUGGCGUGCACAGGGGACGCAACUCUGCACAGCGAAUUGCGGCGCCUUAGACAACUGGACCACUUAAUCCAGACGAAGAACUCAUGCAGGGUUGCUGAUCUUCUCAACACACUGCACCCAAACUCGAUGCCGUGGUCGUUAAGAUAGCCUCUCCCGGAGUCUGGGAGUGUGAGUCUGAUUUGAUAUGGCACUUUGCUUGAUCGGCACUCAGAAUCAACAUUGACAUUGAGAUUAUGUCCCACAUCCUUGGCUCGUUUAAAAAAACUGCGGAAUGCCUCGUUUUCAUCUUGAGUCUUGACAUGCUUCACAAGAGGAUCAUCAGACAAAUAGAUGUGUGCAAAAGUGAACAUUACAAUACUAUCACGAAGAGCCUCCACGUAAAUUAAACCACGCCUUGUUCAUCGUAGGAGGGACUGUCAUUCUCUUAUAUGAAGUCGCAUACAUGUGUCACCGAUCAGAAAAUAAACAUGUAGUCCCAAUACAACCAAGGAUCAUUCCUACAACAACGCCGGUACUGUGCGAGAGGAUGAGUUCUGAUGGUGUGACGUUCCAAUCCAAUAUGUUGUGGCGACUUUCAAGUAAAAUAUUUUUAAUCAAAAUGCCGAUUUAUUCAAACAGGCAUCGAAAGAAUUGAAACUUUACAGCUAUUCGGGUUCAUUCUACAUGUACACCCACGUAGACUCCGCGUUUAGAAGUGAUUACAUUUUCUGCUACAAGAUAUUGGGUGCAGUGAAUGGAGUUUUCUUGUGUGGCGUAAAUAUUACAGUGACGCCGUGGUUUGGAAAAUGUAGCCUAAGGAGUCUAAGGAGUUAAAGGCAUAGUAAAAUUAGCAAAGAAACCUGUCUCCCCACUACCUGCCCCUUGCAAGGUAUCACCGCACACCGCUGUAUAAAGAUCCAUGCAUUAUGAAGAGUUAUAAUAUACCGACAGUGAAUAUAAUCGUCUUUGCGAGGCGGGUCGCGACCCUUUGGCGUGAUAGAAACCCGUGGGCUUGUGGGACCUGAAUAUUCGACCUAUUUCUAUAGGUUUGUCAACACACUGUGUUCAUGGGCUUCACUAGGACACACGUCUGAGAUCUGCAUCACUGCAUCCAACACUGGCUGAUACACUGUGACACAAGUCCAUGCAGCUCACUGCUGCCUGUCUCAUCAGCUAUGGCUCGUCAGAAGGACACUGGCUGGGCCUGGGUGUGCGUGCUGGGCUCGUUCUACAUCCACUUCAUUGUGUUUGGACUCAUGCAGUCAUUCGGCGUCAUAUACGUGGAGCUCCUGGAUCAGUUUAAAAGUUCUCGGGGUGAGACAGCCUGGAUUGGAUCUCUUCUCAGUGGCCUCGUCCUACUGCUUGGACCCGUGGGGGUGGUCGUCCUUGGACUGCUGGGAACUCGAGCGACAGCCGUACUGGGGGCUGUGUUGGCGUGUGUAGGCUGCAGUGUCAGUUUCCUGGCUGACAGUCUGCUCUUCCUGUAUCUCAGCUAUGGCGUCCUCCAAGGUUUAGGCUUCAGCCUGCUGUAUAUGUCGGCUGUUGUCAUCACGAACCAGUAUUUUGAGAAACGACGGUCUUUGGCCAACGCCCUUGGGUCUGUUGGAGGAGGUCUUGGAACACUAGUCAUUCCCCCUCUUCUGCAGGUGAUGAUGUCAGAGUACUCCUGGAAGGGGGCGUUGUUGAUUACAGGUGGGCUUGUCCUCAACUGUGCAGUGUUUGGGGCACUUUUCAGGCCGUUUUACACCAGGCAGGAACUCAAAUAUAUGAAAACCCAAUCAAGAACAUCAGAUGGAGACACAAGGGAGACUGCCAGGGCCUGCUCUCGUGCAGCUUUCUGCUUCCAAGUCAAAUCCAUCUUCUCAACGUUCACCAACAUCAGAUACACCGUUUAUGUUGUUGGAGCCGUGAUCGGGGCUUUUCCUUACACCAUCCCAUUUAACCAUCUCCCAGACCUGGCAAAUGAUCUGGACAUCCCAGAAGAAAAAUCAGCGUGGCUGAUAUCAGUCAUCGGUAUAGCCAGCCUGGUGGGACGCUUGAUAUUUGGUCGGAUAUCCGACAUCCCGUGUGUCAACAGAGUGGCUUUCUUUGCUUCAGCCAGUAUUCUGUGUGGUGCUGCCUCCAUGGCGUGUCCAAAGUUGGUGUCAUUUCCAACACUGAUGGCAUAUUCAGCGUUCUUUGGGAUAUUCUUGGGUAUCUGGAUGUACCUCCAACCAGUUGUUGUGGCAGACAUCAUUGGUGUAGACAAACUCAGUGAAGGAUUCGGACUCCUCAUCUGUUUGGAAGGAGUCGUCGUCUUCCUGGGAUCACCGUUUGCUGGCUGGUUGUACGAUUUGACCGGAGACUACGCCAUAUCAUUCUAUGUCACUGGGGCCUGGUAUAUCGUAGGAGGCAGUAUCAUUCUCUUGUAUGAAGUCGUACACAUGUGUCGCCGAUCGGAAAGUAAACAUUCAUAUAGUCCCAAUACAACCACGGAUCAUGUCUAUGACAACGCCGGUACUCUGAGAGAGGAAGAGCUUUGAUGGUUUGACGUUCCAAUCCAUGAGUUACGCUAUGGCAUUUUUCUAGUAAAACAGUUUUAAUCAAAA
Molecule: messenger RNA, 3192 nt
Organism: Haliotis rufescens (red abalone)
Lineage: Eukaryota; Metazoa; Mollusca; Gastropoda; Lepetellida; Haliotidae
Product: monocarboxylate transporter 14-like
Exons: 7
Coding region: 1780-3126 (448 amino acids)
Biological process (GO): transmembrane transport
Molecular function (GO): monocarboxylic acid transmembrane transporter activity
Source: RefSeq, a predicted model, not a curated record